UUAACUUCACGUGGCGGCUACUACUAUGUGUCACGUGACAUUGUUUUGCCUGCGCGGGGCUUGUUCCUGUCUCUCUUUCUGUGGAGUAAAGGUGAAAUGGCUAGAAACGAGGAGAAGCAGCAGGGGAGACUGAACAGACUGUGGCUUCAGAAGGAGAGAGAGGAGGGACGGCUCAAAGACAUACAUGAGCGGAGACCCAAGCUGUCUACUCUUAAUUCAACUUCCUCUGUGAAAAAGUGGAUCCCCAGCAUCAAGAAUGAAAUUGAGUAUUACUUGCAGCAGUCGCAGCUGUCUCAUUACCCAGAGAGGAAGAUCGCAGAGUUCCAGCUACACAUUGAGGCUUUAGAGAGAGAGUACAAAAGCUUCAUCGCCAAACUACGAGUCCUCGACCCCUCCUGUAAACAUAACCCAUGGACUCCUCGGGCAUACUGCAAGAGGAGAGCAGACACACAAGAGUCUCCAAGUAUCGCGAAAAACCCUCGGCCCUAUGAGUCGCCUGAUAGUAGCAGUCAGUGCAGAGAUGGUGAAAGUGAGUGGGCCUGCAGUUGGACAGGAUGUCGCAAAACCUCAGAGAGACCUCUCAGCAUUUCACAGACCAGGUUUCAAAGCCCCUUCCCCCACAUCUCAGGAACCUCAGAGAGAGUCUGUACAGACCAGGACCAGCCCCUCUCCUUCGAUCAUACAAGGCUGGCGGUGGCCGCUGCUGCGUUCAGGGGGCCGUCCACUCAGACAGGGUCCUCUCAAACACAGAGCCUAGCCAGGGUGCUGCAGUCUGGCCUGCCAAACCUCGUUAACGCUUCAUUAAGGAAAACAUUUUCAACCCAGAGCACAGACACAGAGAAGGAUGACAAGGCAGCAAUGGGAUGUGUCGUUGGACAGAAAAGCCCCGCCCAAGACCGCAAGUCAGACUGUAAAGCAGCAGAGAGGAUACCUGGGAAAUCAUUCAACACUGGGACAACAGAGGGGAGGACGGGUCAUGUCCUGGGACUAGACUGUUAUUCUUCUUCUGAUGAGGAGUGUGACACAUGAUGAGGUGGUCCAGAUUUGAAGAGGCACUGUGACACCCCAGAAUGAAAGAAGAAAUUGCGUUGUGAAACAUUAAAAAGUAUCUUAGUGGGCCACAUGUCAGGUUGUAUAGAGUCAUCUCAAAAGCUGCAGGUGACUGUAUUUGUUAUUACUCAGUCUUUUCCUUUUGUGGAAUUUGUGAAAAGGUCUCUCACUGUGGAUGACAUGAUGGUGGUGAGUGAGGUUGGGUCAGCUGAAACCUCUUCCUUUAGACAUAGCUGCAGUUUUGUAAGGUGUGUAGUCCACAGUGCAAAGACAAUGUUGAACUUUAAAAAAAAGCCAAAGUGUAAUAAAGUUCUGUAGUUAUAAAUAAAUGCCAUGCAGCAGUGCAGAUCAGAAGAGAGUGAUAGAUGGAUGGGUAGAUAGUUUCUUGUGUGAGUUUAUGAUAAGUAACUUGUCUGCAGUCCACGGUAUGAUGUGGGAGGAACCUGUGGGUGGUUAGUCUUGACAGCUGAAGCUUGGUUUUUUAAGUCAGAGGUACAAAAAGUAGACACCUCCUUCGUGCAGAGGCAACAGAUGCACAAACCAUUUGUCUCACGGCAGGACCUGCACCAUGAGCUGUGACCAGAGCUACCCGUUCCCACAGGUGUUCCUUGUGGAUGGAGGCGGAGGUCCACAGCAC
Dicentrarchus labrax (European seabass) is the source of this 1687-nucleotide messenger RNA. RefSeq lists its product as uncharacterized. Lineage: Eukaryota; Metazoa; Chordata; Actinopteri; Moronidae. Gene Ontology annotation, biological process: generation of catalytic spliceosome for second transesterification step. The coding region runs from base 97 to 1029 and encodes 310 amino acids. The transcript is spliced from 6 exons. The record is from RefSeq and is a predicted model, not a curated record.